CCCUUUCAAUCGAAAGCUGUAAAAUUAUUUUAUAAAACAUGUUUAUUCAUAAGGAACUAUUACUUGUCGUCACCGCCGGAAGUACUUUCUGACAAUUGUUUUUACUGCAAGUUGUUUUGGAGUUCUUGUAAAAACAUUUAACAAUGUCUGAGAGAAAGGUUUUAAACAAAUACUAUCCACCGGAUUUCGAUCCCUCAAAGAUCCCCAAGUUACGGUUGCCCAGAAAUAGGCAAUACAGCAUUCGUAUUAUGGCUCCAUUUAAUAUGAGAUGUAAUACUUGUGGUGAAUAUGUUUACAAGGGAAAGAAAUUUAAUUCUCGUAAAGAAACUGUAGAAAAUGAAGACUAUUUGGGUUUAAAGAUUUUCCGAUUCUACAUCAAAUGUCCACGUUGCGUUUCUGAGAUUGCUUUCAAGACUGACUUGAAAAACACUGAUUACACCUUGGAAGCUGGAGCUACAAGAAAUUUUGAAGCUGCCAAAUUGGCAGAACAAAUGGAGGAACGGUCUCGUAAAGAGAAAGAAGAGGAGGAAAUGAAUAACCCAAUGAAGGUACUGGAAAACAGAACGAAAGCCAGUCGACAAGAAAUGGAGCAAAUUGAUGCUUUAGAAGAAUUGAGAGACUUGAAUAACCGACAUGCCACUGUUGACCAUGAAACCAUGUUGAAGUUGCAUGCUGCUUAUGAAGAACAAUUAGCUAAACUACAAGAUGAAGAGGAUGAAAACCUUGUAAAAUCAAUUUUCAAUAAUCACAAUAGUGAUUAUAUUAAACGGCUAGAAGAUGAAGAUGAAGAUGAAGGUGAAGUUCCUAAUGUAGAACCUUCAUCUUCCAACAAGGCACAUUUUGGGGAAUUACUCACUGAACAUAUUAAGGAUGAUGCUGUUGUACAGAAGAAACGCGUUUGGAAUCAGAGUGUAGGUUUACUCUCUUCAAAGUCUCUGUCUUCCCUGGUUAAGAAGAAAAAGGGUUCUGAAACUGUUACAGAUGAGAGCAGUGAGACAUGCAAAAAGAAUUCAACUGAUACAAAAUGUAAAACAGAAACUAACGCAAAAAGUAAAUCAUGUGACAAGACAGAUGAGCCAACAAAUGACAAUUCCACAAAGACUUCAAAAGUCCAAAAGAAUGGAACUGCACCAGUAUCAUCAGCUCUUAGUUUGCUUGGAAACUAUUCUGAUUCUGACAGUGAUAGUUAAAGAGAAAAAGAAAGAAAAGAAAUUUUCUUUAUAAAGUAUAAAAUAUGUUUGUUAUUAUUAAUGCAGGAGUGUUAUCAGACAUGGUAGUGUGUCAAACUAAAAAUUCAUUAUAAUUUUGUCCCUAGGUUCUGGGUUUAGAUCUUACAAGGAUGAACUUUGCUUUUCAACCCUCUCAGGUUGAUGAUGUAAGUACUAGUAAUAUGAUGGGGGAGAUUCAAUUGGCUACAAAAGAAAUCCUCCUAUGAUUUUAAUGUUGACGCAUCAGAGAAUGAAAGAACAGCUUGUGCUACAUUCUUGACAAUGAUAGCACCCAUCACUUACAAGAGAUCUUCUUUUUGUAUCAGUUCACUUUAUGUCACUAAAAUUCUUAUCAAAAGAAUGUGAUUGUGUUGUCACACAAUGUUUUUUCUCUAUAUCAGAAGUCAAUUUAUUAAUUUUUAUGUUAAAUGUUCAAAUAUUUUAUUCUAAAACCAGUGUUUUUUUUUCUUUUUUCAAUAUGAUUAUUGAAAUAUC
This is a messenger RNA of Octopus sinensis (East Asian common octopus), 1703 nucleotides long. RefSeq names its product splicing factor YJU2. Gene Ontology annotation, cellular component: U2-type catalytic step 1 spliceosome. Bases 144 to 1190 code for a protein of 348 amino acids. The record is from RefSeq and is a predicted model, not a curated record. NCBI's taxonomy places the organism in Eukaryota, Metazoa, Mollusca, Cephalopoda, Octopoda, Octopodidae. The transcript has 7 exons. Gene Ontology annotation, biological process: mRNA splicing, via spliceosome.